Messenger RNA from Sus scrofa (pig), 1227 nucleotides. RefSeq names its product transmembrane protein 247 (gene TMEM247). The record is from RefSeq and is a predicted model, not a curated record. NCBI's taxonomy places the organism in Eukaryota, Metazoa, Chordata, Mammalia, Artiodactyla, Suidae. Gene Ontology annotation, cellular component: endoplasmic reticulum.
AAAAGAAUGUAUACAUGUAUGUGUGACUGGGUCCCCUGGCUGUGCAGUGGAAAAUUGACAGAACAUUGUAAAUCAACUCUAAUGGAAAAAAUAAAAAUCAUAAAAAAAAUCAAUACAGUCUGAGUUUUAAAAAGGGACUCAGAGGAAUGGAUUUCAAAUCAUGGAAUUUAGACCUCAAGGGGUGGAAUUCCAGUUUUCAGAGAAGCCCCUAGGGCUGGCAAAGGCCCAUCCUGUUUUCAAUGACAGCACCUUAAAGGGUGUCACUCUCUGCCAAAGGGCCCUAGCAACUGGUAGAAUGUGGGUUAUUAUGAGGACAGAGGAUUGUGAUGGUGGCUGGGCUGUGGAAUCUGGCGAGGCCAAAUGGUAGAGCCUCAAAAGUCGUCCUUUGGCCACAACCGGCAGCACUGUGGUUUUCUGGAUGGCAACAGAGGACAGGGAGAUGAUGGAAGGCGGGGGGGCCGGAGAAAGCUGCCCAACCUUUCCCAAGAUGGUGCCUGAUGACCCCAUGUCUGAAGGGAAGGCAAGGGCUUCUUUGGAGGCAGAGUCCCCAAAGCCAGACUCCUCCUACGACUACCUGGAGGAGAUGGAAUCUUGUGAGGACGGAGACUGCCCAGGGCCACCUAAGUCACCGUCCUCCAAGGCCGGCCCGGCCCCCACCAAGGGCCAGGCGGGCGACGGACCCGAACUCUCAGAGCUGCCCCCGGCCCCAGCCACGCCGGCCCCGGGGACUCCAGGGCCCCAGCGCAGCGGCGAGAUGGAGCUGGAGAAGGUGCGCAUGGAAUUCGAGCUCACGCGGCUCAAGUACCUGCAUGAGGAGAACGAGCGCCAGCGGCAGCACGAGGAAGUGAUGGAGCAGCUGCACCAGCAGGCCACGCCCCGCCUGUUCUCGGGAGGCCUCCAGGACCUCCUGCUCCCCCAGAACCAGUUCGCCAUGUUCCUGUACUGCUUCAUCUUUAUACACAUCAUCUAUGUCACCAAGGAGAUGAUCUUCUUCCUCUUCUCCAAGCACUACCUGUUCUGCAUCGCGGCCAUUCUGCUCUGUUUGAUUAAAGCUUUAUGGUCAUACCUCCAGGUGCCUUCGCUCUCUCCGUCACUGGGCACCACCCUCUCCCCCAUCAGAACCUGCUGUCAGGAAAGGCUUGCUGCCACCCAUCUACACCUUCGUGUGAAGAAACGUGGCCAGGCGUUGUAGUAAGCCUGAGUUCUCAGGGCGGGCAAAGGUGCUUU